AUGGCGACUGAAGAUGCACACGCGUCUGCCCUCUCUGAGCCUUCCGUGUCAAUGUGCUACAUGGGCCUUCCCACAGAGGUCCGACACAAGAUCCUCAGCGUGACCGACCUCGUAGCCCCCAAGUCUGCAAUCUCCUGGGAUCUGGAGCAAGGCUUUAGCCUGGGGUACGAGCGUGAAGACCCCUGGAAGACUCCGACACACCUCUUCCUUAUCAGCAAGACCUUCACCGAAGAUGCCCGAGCAGUAUUCUUUGGCUGCAACCACUUCCGCGUCGAGUCCCGCUUCUUCACAAUGAGCGCUAUCAACUCGCUUACACAACUACACAAAUCUCGCCUUGCUCUCAGCACUAGUUCAUCAGGCACUACCCAUUCUACCUUCAUCGGAGCAACUGAAGACUCUGUGUGGCACAUGGUCACACCCCCUGCGCUCGGCGACGGCGAGAACGACGACCUGCUCUACGACGACGACCACAUCACAGCGGGCAUUUUCCUAACCGAGGUCGUACCAAGAUCCUCCCUGCAAUACCUACGCUCGAUCGACAUCUCCAUUCACGACCCGGGCGUCAAACCCGCGCGUCAGCGGGAGUGGCUGCACAUUGUCGACUAUCUCCAGGAAGCAGGCCUAGACCUGCGCUUCCUCCUAGCGAGGACCUGGGGCGGCAUUUCCAAGAGCGAGCUCCCCUUCAGCAGGGAGCUGGAAACUGGCUACGAGCUCGUGACAGAGGAAAGACUGAACGAGCUUGGCAAUUUUGUCGACAAGAUGGUCUGGCCCCUGGAUAAUGACGGAACUCCCCGGGGUACGGGGCAGCUACUCGUGGACAUGCGGCUAUGUGACGCGCUUUGGGAGUUCUAUGGCAAUGUCAUGUACCGCUUGCGCCAGAAGGGCGAGCCGAGAGCUGUUGGUGGGGAGGUCGACUACUCCUUCGAAUCCGCGCGAGAGACGAAACGUGAGAUUGUUCUUGUUCAGGGUGACUUGGCAGCUUGUGAGGGAGUCGUAGAGGGAGUUUGGAUUGAAGGAGCCUAUGCCAGGUUUAAAAACUGGCCCGAGCGACAAGACGGAGGCAUGUGA
Molecule: messenger RNA, 1068 nt
Organism: Anthostomella pinea
Lineage: Eukaryota; Fungi; Ascomycota; Sordariomycetes; Xylariales; Xylariaceae
Source: the annotation of a GenBank genome assembly